AUGUCCAGAGUGGAAGCUUUUAGGGACACAAACCUCCGCUCCCUGCUGAGGGAGUUGCGGACAGACAUUGCUAUGGCUGUGGAUGACCCUUUUCCUCUUGUCUAUGGUCUGGCGGACAAAAACAUCAUCACUGACCAACUACUGAAGGACACUCAGGAGAAGGAGGGCAGAGAGGGGAUCCACAAGGCCAUGUACUCGCUCCUAUCCUGGGUCCUGGAGCAGAACAGAUCCACCAUCCAGGCUUUCUGGAGCAACUUGUCCAAAGACUACAACCUGGACAGCUACCCCAAGCUGCAGACGCUGCUCACUAACCUGCGCUUGAGUGUUCAGACGGUGUCCUCCUCAGUCCUGAGACCAGUCACUCUGUCUUCCUCCUCCUGUGCCUCCUCGACUGAGCCACCAGUCAGCCAUGGAGGCACAGAGAAGAUCCAUAUCAAACAGCUUCACUAUAAUGAUGAUGAGUGUGCAGUGUGUAAGGACGGAGGGGAGCUGAUUUGCUGUGAUGGCUGUCCUCAAGCUUUUCAUCUGACUUGCCUGGACCCUCCACUCACAUCCAUACCGAGUGGCCCUUGGCAGUGUGAGUGGUGCUGUGCCAACAGAGUGAAAAGAGAGAAAGCCCAAGUACCUUUACAACCGCAGCAAACAAACACGAGCUCCAGUAACACCAUCAUAGAUGUUUCCCUCUUCACCCCGCUGUCGUCCUCAUCUUUCACCAGUGUUACAGCUUCUGUGAAUGGGCCCAGUGGCAGAAACCAGUGCUCUGGUGGAGAGCUGCUCAGUGUGAGGGAGGUGUGUGGUGUUUGUCACCUGGCGGGAGGAGACUUGACUCACUGCCUCCAGUGUUUGGGGCGUUUCCACGCACACUGCCACUUCUCCAAAGGGAGAUCCAUCUGCUCGUCCUGCUCCAGGCCCUGGGGCAGCUCUGCAGAGAAGGAGGCUGAAUCCAGAGGCUUACAGCUCGCCUCAGCGGCUCAAAAUACACUCGGUCAUGAUCAGAGCUCCUCCGUCCCUGAGUCCGUCCUGCGUAAAGAUGAACUGGACUCCAUCCUGGGAGACGGCUCCAUUGAUGGCAUCUUGCAGUGGGCUUUCCACAACAUCUCUCAGCCUCUUCCAGACUCUCAAGGAUGCUACCAGUGA
This is a messenger RNA of Chelmon rostratus (copperband butterflyfish), 1137 nucleotides long. RefSeq names its product autoimmune regulator (gene aire). The record is from RefSeq and is a predicted model, not a curated record. Lineage: Eukaryota; Metazoa; Chordata; Actinopteri; Chaetodontiformes; Chaetodontidae. Gene Ontology annotation, cellular component: nucleus; cytoplasm. Gene Ontology annotation, molecular function: translation regulator activity; DNA-binding transcription factor activity, RNA polymerase II-specific; DNA binding. The coding region runs from base 1 to 1137 and encodes 378 amino acids. Gene Ontology annotation, biological process: regulation of transcription by RNA polymerase II; humoral immune response. The transcript has 10 exons.